UCUCUCCUUCCUCUCUGUUUCUUUGUGUGUGUGGCCAUUAACUCUCUCUCCUUCUCUCUUUCUCUCACUCUUUCUCUCUCUUUCUUUAUCUCUCUCUCCCCGUCUGUCUGUGUGUCCGUGUGUUAUCAAACACCAUAACAGAGCUGAAUAAUCACCAAACAGACCAGCUUCGAAUAAAGACUUGUUGGAGAUAUUAUGGAAAACAAAUUUGCAUGCGGUAUCUCACAGUUUCGGAGGUAUCUCACAUGGAAAAGAUAUCUAAUACUUUAAUUUAAAAAUACGAAAAUUAAAAAUAUAAUAAAAACAAUUUGUUGCUUUAUAGGUGGCGCAAUGCCCAUAGUUGCGCCAGUUUCACAACAGCUUGGUGAUGUGGAUAUUUCAGAGAACAAGUACUCUGGUGUCAAUACCGAUAACCAUUAUAAGGACCUGAGAAAACCCCGCCGUGUGAAGUUCUUUGUGAACGGGGACCGUUUUUCCAAAGGGAAAAAAAUUUUCAUUACACCGAAUCGCUAUUUCAAUUUCCACGACCUUCUUAACGAUUUAACUAAUAAGUUACCGAAAAACAACGUCCACCUGCCUUAUGGUGUCCGCCAGAUCUUCACAGCCGGACUUGGAGAACUUAUUAAAGACAUAGAACAAUUGCAAGAUGGUAAAUCUUACGUUUGUGCUGGAUUCGAAGGUUACAAGACCAUUAAAUAUGGAAAUUACGAAAUGGAACCUUGGUCGUUCGGACGACCUCAUGAGUCACUCAACUUGGAACUCAACAGAAACAAUGGAGCUAUUUCACAAACUGUUAACUCUUACAAUGCAUUUCAUCCAGGACGUUAUUUCCAUGCAAAUAAUCAUUAUCACCAUCAUCAGCAACAGCAGCAACAACACCAACACCAACAGCCACAACAUCAACAACAACAACAACAGCUGCACCAACAAGUCCGUAAACCUUUGGUGGGUCUUGGUGCUUCCUAUAAUCGUGGUAAUCAGGUGCCCGUGACAGAGAACAACUGCAACCAGCGUAGACCCAAAGUAAUUACUGUGGUUCGUUAUGGAUCUUACCCAAGGAACACCAUUAAAAUGUUCCUUAAUCGUCAAACGAUUCAGUCUUUUGAACAAAUUAUGGGAGACAUAUCAGAAUCUUUUGGUGCCAAAUGGCAAAACAAAAGAUUCCACAGAUUGCUUUCUUUACGUGGUAAACAAGUCCAUGGCAUCAAUGAUUUUUUUCGUGAAGACGAUGUGUUCUUAGCGGUUGGUAAUGAGCAGAUAUGCGAUGGCGAUAUACAAGACAUUAUACAAGAACUCUACCCUAAUAGUCCGUAUGCUAAAAGUCUUUUGAAACAAUGGCAGAAGACGAAGAGGCGCCAUUUAGUUCAUGACGUUAAAUACAAGUCGGAAAAACUCGAUAGUGGUUUCGGUAGCAGCGAAAGCAGCAAGAAGGUUAUCAUGAAUGAUUACAUAUCUUCCAGUGAUGCCAGAACCCCUGCAUAUUCUACAGAAUUGGCCAGCAGCAGAUUGAAUCCAGGAAAGAAUUUCCGGAUGAUGCUGAAAGCUGAUAGAUUUAAAGAUCGAGUGUUAUACGAAGAGGAUGUUGAAGUGAGGAAGCGCCAGAAGAAAAUGGUUGAGGGCAAUAAGGGUUUUUCGGUCAGAAACAACAAGAACAACAAGAAUAAUGAUAACAGCAGUGACAACAACAACAACAUCAGUGGUGUAGGUGGUGGUGGUGGUGGUGGUGGUGGUGAUGAUGGCAAAGGGAGCAGAGGAGGAAGAAAAAUCAGAUGUGAUGGAGACAAGGAUGCUGACAAUAAUAACAAAAACAAGACAAUGAGGGUCAAGAAGGGCUGCCAGGAUAAAUCGGUGAACAUUGCGAACGAAGACAAAGAAAAUUUGGUCAAGCCAUUGGUCAACAACGAUGUGUUAAUUGAGACAAUGUCGAAGCUAAUGGCAAAAAUUUCGUCUACAGAUCUCACCAGCCUCUCCAUCACUGACCUUGCAUCUGAUGACAACCUCCCCCCUUAUGUCAUUCACAACUACAACAACAACACAGCCAAUACCAACACUAAAGCCAGAAUGUCUCCUCCUACCACUAUUUCUUUCACAGCUUUGACUACUACUGUUACUACUACUGCUGUGGCUGAUAUUACUACUACUACUACUACGACUACUACUACUACCAAGACCCCUGCAGCAGUUACUGCUACUAUCUCCGUUUCAAACACAACCCCCAACAUGUUGUCAUCGUCCAAUGAAAUGAAGACCGAUCAGCUGUCUGAGCUUGAACCCUUUCCAGCCAGGAAAUCGAAACUGGGGUACCAAGUAUUGAACAACGACAUCCUGGAUAGGUACUACCUUGGCAGGACAUUGGGUUAUGGUAACUUUGCUGAGGUGCGAGAAGCCAAGCGAAAGCAGGGUCUGCCCUGCGAAGUAGCCAUGAAGAUCAUCGACAAGAACAAAAUAAUCGGUAAAGAACGAAUGGUAGAGAAUGAGAUUUGUAUUCUGACCGUCUGUAGACAUAGCAACAUCGUCAAACUGUAUGAAGAGUUUGAAACUCCAGAUAGGAUUUACUUAGCUAUGGAAUUAGUAAAGGGAGGCGAUCUAUUCGAUGCCAUCACGCAGAGUGUGAAAUUUGAAGAACCACAGUCAGCGGUAAUGGUUCAAGACUUGGGCAGUGCUCUCUUUUAUUUACACUCCAUGGGGAUUGUACACAGGGACCUGAAGCCUGAGAAUCUAUUGGUUUAUUGGAACAAAGAUGGUUUCUUGAAGCUGAAGUUGGCAGACUUUGGUUUGGCUAUGGAAAUAACAGAAGACAUUUAUACGGUGUGUGGCACACCGACAUAUGUGGCACCAGAGAUCCUAACACAAGAAGGCUAUGGGCUUGAAGUGGACAUGUGGGCAACCGGUGUGAUUUGUUUUAUACUCCUGUGUGGCUUCCCACCAUUUCAUAGCCAUGACAGACGACAGUCGGAUCUUUUCGAGAAAAUCAAGUCAGGAGAAUACGAAUUCCUAACCCCGUAUUGGGAUCAAAUUUCGAAAUAUGCUAAAGGUCUCAUUCGACAUCUUCUAGUGGUCGACCGAAGACGGCGUUACACAGCUGUUGACGUACUCUGCCAUCCGUGGAUCCUUUGUGGUGGCAACAUUACAUGGAUUCUCCAUGGUCAGGAGUUGGCCAACAACCAGAAAAGACUCCGUGAAAAGUUGAGCAGUGAUGGAAGAAAAUAUUUGAAUAAUUUCAAAAAACAAAAAAUAUGAAAAACAAAAUAACCAAAAUAACAAAAA
Messenger RNA from Octopus sinensis (East Asian common octopus), 3267 nucleotides. Its product is annotated as serine/threonine-protein kinase DCLK1-like. Gene Ontology annotation, molecular function: protein kinase activity; ATP binding. Lineage: Eukaryota; Metazoa; Mollusca; Cephalopoda; Octopoda; Octopodidae. Bases 331 to 3240 code for a protein of 969 amino acids. The transcript has 7 exons. The record is from RefSeq and is a predicted model, not a curated record. Gene Ontology annotation, biological process: protein phosphorylation; intracellular signal transduction.